Molecule: messenger RNA, 768 nt
Organism: Elaeis guineensis (African oil palm)
Lineage: Eukaryota; Viridiplantae; Streptophyta; Magnoliopsida; Arecales; Arecaceae
Product: peroxidase 60-like
Biological process (GO): response to oxidative stress; hydrogen peroxide catabolic process
Molecular function (GO): heme binding; peroxidase activity
Source: RefSeq, a predicted model, not a curated record
AUGUACAAGAGGUGCGAUGCAUCGAUACUUUUGGAUGGUCCCUCGGGCGAGAAGACUGCACCUCCAAACCUGAGUGUAAGGGGCUACGACAUUAUCGACGAAGCUAAAGCUGCAUUGGAGAAGGCCUGCCCAGGUGUCGUUUCAUGUGCAGAUAUCAUCGUCGCAGUGACAAGGGAUGCAGUUGCCUUGGGUGGGGGUUUGAGGUAUGAAUUGCCAUUGGGAAGGAGGGAUGGGAAAGCCUCCCUUGCCAGUAACGUGAAUCUCCCAGCUCCUUCAGCAACAGUGGCACAGGCGCUCAGUGCAUUCAAAGGGAAGGGACUCACUGCAGCUGAAAUGGUUCUUCUAUUAGGUGGUCAUACUGUUGGAGUCACUCAUUGUGCUCUCAUCAUGAAUCACCUUCACAAUUUCAAUGGAACAAACAAAUCUGAUCCCACCAUGAAUCCUGCCCUCCUCGCGACACUGAAAUGUCGAUGCCCCAGGAAUGGAGCAUCAGGGAAUAACACAAUCAACCUUGAUCAGAACUUGCCUAGUGCAAACAAAGUGGACAACAGCUACUACAACCAACUCAUUUUAAAUAAAGGCAUUCUCGAAAUUGACCAGAAGUUGGCUUUGGACCCUGCAACCAAAAAUCUAGUUUCAGCUCAAGCUACUGGAUCCAACUUCCCAGCCCUGUUCAACAACGCUAUUAUCAAGAUGAGCACCAUCCAAGUCCUUACUGGAAUGCAAGGAGAAAUAAAAAAAUCCUGCCGAUCGAUCAACAAGCUUUAA